This is a messenger RNA of Nicotiana tabacum (common tobacco), 862 nucleotides long. The record is from RefSeq and is a predicted model, not a curated record. NCBI's taxonomy places the organism in Eukaryota, Viridiplantae, Streptophyta, Magnoliopsida, Solanales, Solanaceae.
AGUUUCCUAGUCUUGUUGCUUGAGGUACAAUCCAUAGAAUUCUUUUCACAAGGCUUAUUUAUCACAGAAGUAGAUGUUGAAGGGCCCUGUGAAGCAAGUGAUCACGAGAAGAGAAAAGCCAGUGUUGCGGUUAACAACAUAAUAUCCGUGCUGGCAAACUACAGUGAGUUGACAGGCAGACUGGUUGGUGACAAGAGAUGCUGUCAAUCUGGAACGAGUCUGCUCAGUGCUUCCUUAAAUAUAUCUUUUGGUAGAAUAAAACAAAGCUUUGUAUUAACCGAUGCGCACUUACCUGACAUGCCAAUUGUCUAUGCAAGUGAUGCCUUCCUAAGAUUAACAGGCUUCUCGAGACAUGAAGUAUUGGGCCGUAAUUGUAGGUUUUUAAGUGGGGAAGAUACAGACAGAAGUACACAAUUUCAGAUAAGACAUUGCAUCCAAAAUGAACAACCAUGUACUGUACAUAUCUUAAAUUACAGAAAAGACGGAACAUCAUUUUGGAAUUUUCUUCACAUUUCACCGGUCCGGAAUGCUUCAGGCAAGGUUGCAUACUUUGUUGGCAUUCAGAUAGAAGAUACAAGCGAGGCUGGGGGGAAACAAGGGCUAAAUCCGGAGAUGAGGCAGCGCAGUGUUGUAGCUGCUGUAAAGGUUGCUGUAAGAGGCUUGUCAAUGGGUGCAAGCACCUCCUAGUUCUUGAACAAAUUUGUUUUUCCUUUUUGUGCUAAUAAACACUGAAUUCUGCUAAAAAAUGUAUUGUUUCAUAGCACAUUAGCAUCAGUUAAAAAAAAAAAAACACAUAAAUAGUAUGUUAUGAAAAUUUGAUCUUUUCUUUGUCAUAUAUUCAGAUGCCUGAAUGUUGAUUGAA